This is a messenger RNA of Ictalurus punctatus (channel catfish), 3179 nucleotides long. RefSeq names its product myosin, light chain kinase 5 (gene mylk5). The coding region runs from base 174 to 2732 and encodes 852 amino acids. The transcript has 17 exons. The record is from RefSeq and is a predicted model, not a curated record. Gene Ontology annotation, biological process: protein phosphorylation. Gene Ontology annotation, molecular function: protein kinase activity; protein binding; ATP binding. NCBI's taxonomy places the organism in Eukaryota, Metazoa, Chordata, Actinopteri, Siluriformes, Ictaluridae.
AGAGACAGAGAGCAUAGCAUGAAACGAGAGAUUAUGAGUCUGCAAGAGAGAGAAAGUAAAGUAAGACAAGGCAGAAAAGAAAGGGAGGAAGUCUGAUAAGCAGGCAGCGGAAAUGUGUUUGUUGUUUGAUUAGGUCCAGCCAGUGUCUAUUUAUUCAUCCAGAGACAAAUGCUAUGAGUGUGCUUGGGGAACAAAAACGUUAUGUGUCCACUCUCAGGAUCCAGCUGUCAGCACCCACAUCUGGAAGAGUCUCACACAACACCACUACACAGAGGAAGGUCUGGGAAAGACCACCCAACUCUGGAAACAACAAUGAGGACACGCCAAUUUUCCUUGAACCUCUGCAGGACUGUGUGGCUGACAGAGGAAGUGACAUCACAUUAAGGGGCAUCAUCACAGGGAGUCAGCCAAUUAGGGUAUCCUGGCUGCAUAAUGGUCAGAUGGCUCGAUUCGCUAAAUCCUCAUUCGUCAGUGGAGAGGCGAGGCUAGUUGUUAGGAAAUGUGUCCCAGAGGACGCUGGAGCUUACACUUGUGUAGCUGAAAAUGCUGCAGGAAAAACAUCCAGCAGCUCAGCGGUGUAUGUCAGAGAAACGUCCGUCGCCGCCGCAAACAAUCACGCACGUUCCUCUUCUUGUACCUCUGUUUUGGCAACUUGGGUCUCACAUGAGACCGGUUUAGAGGACAUCAGUGUGUUCAGAGGCUCGCAGUCACCUCAAAGUCCUCAAACACCAACAAGCCCGAGAGAGCUCCCGGUGAAGAGGAGAAGCAGCUCAGGGACAGCCGUCCCUCUGCAGAUUACGUCCUCUGGUGCUCAGGUGGAGGUGCGGGCGGGCGAGACGGCUCAUUUGAGCUGUACGUUCAAAGGCAACCCGCCGAUCGUUUCCUGUUGGAUUUAUAACAAAAAAGAGGUUCUCACGGACUCCAGGUUCAGGAUAGAGGGCAGCAGUGAGAGCAGCAGUCUGGUCAUCUCAGAGACUCGACCCGAGGACUCCGGACGCUACACGCUAGUCGCGCGAGACCGUAAAGGCUCCGCCCAGCACUCCCUCACACUGUCCGUCAUCGAGCGCCCGCAGCCUCCUGCCUCGUCCCCGGUGGUGCGUGUGCUCUCCUCACACUCCAUCGUCCUCUCCUGGACAGGGCCGUGUUACGACGGCGGUUCAGCCGUCACAAGUUACCUGGUAGAGGCUCAGCAAGUCAGCUCGACCGGGACAGGUCACUGGACCGAGCUCUCAGCCGGCUGUAAAAGCACGUCCCUCAGGGCGAGCUCUGGACUCCAGCCACAGGCGGAGUAUCGCUUCCGGGUCAGAGCCCGUAACGCUGUGGGACUCAGCGCCCCAGGUCCAGAGUCUCAGGUGAUCAGGAUGGACAGCGCAGGCGAGCCACAUACAGAGAAGAGAAACGAUUACGUCACCGUUACCAUCGAUGAGAAACACAAAGUCACUGACCACUACGACGUACUGGACAAACUGGGAGUAGGGAAGUUCGGUCAUGUGUAUCGCCUGAGCCAUAAGGAGACCGGUGAGGUGUUUGCUGGGAAGUUCUAUAAGGGUCGGCGUGCGAAAGAGAGAGACGCUGCCAAGAAAGAAAUCGAGCUGAUGAACUCCCUCCAUCAUCCCAAACUGGUGCAGUGCCUGGCAGCGUACGAUAGCAAGCCUGAAAUAGUGAUGGUCAUGGAGUUCAUUGCAGGUGGGGAGCUGUUUGAGCGUAUUGUGGAUGAUAACUUCGAGCACACGGAGCAAUCGAGCAUCGGUUACAUGCGUCAGAUCCUGCAGGGAGUUCAGUACAUGCACCAGCAGAACAUCGUGCACCUGGAUCUGAAACCGGAGAACAUCGUGUGCGAGGACAGAACCGGAUUUCAGAUUAAGAUUAUCGACUUUGGGCUUGCCUGCAAGCUGGACUCUUCAACUCCUCUGAAGGUGAUGCAUGGAACCCCUGAGUUUGUGGCUCCAGAGGUCAUCAACUAUGAACCUGUGCAUCUGACUACAGACAUGUGGAGCAUUGGAGUGAUCUGCUAUAUACUGUUGAGCGGGGAAUCUCCGUUCCAGGGAGACAGCGAUUCAGAGACUCUGGCUUCAGUGACUGCGGCCCAGUGGGAGUUUGACGAGGAGAGUUUUGAGGAUAUUACAAACCAAGCCAAAGACUUCAUCAGAUCUCUACUGCAGAAAAAUGUCAGGCAGCGGAUGUCCUGCGACGAAGCUCUGUCUCAUGCCUGGAUGGCGACGUCGGAGUCUGCAGACCCCGGCGCUGCCAAGAACCUCUCCAAAGACAAGAUGAAGAAGUUCUUAGCCAGGCAGAAGUGGAAGAAAACAGGCAAAGCCGUGCUGGCUCUGAAGAGGAUGGCCCUGCUGUCCAAAUCCGACAACUCUGCGUCUCUCCCUAGCCCCGUGGACGAUAACAAGCACGUCCUCAAGUCCCUGGAGAAGAGGAUGCAGUCCAAACCUGAGUUCAUUAAGACGCCGUUUGACUUGUCGGCCUUUGAGGACUCCACCGCACAGCUCGUCUGCCAUGUGACUGGUUACCCAGACCCCGAAGUGUUAUGGCUGAGGGAUGGUGAGGUGCUGGAGGAGCAGGAUGGAAGUGUGCAGGUGGAUUAUGAGGAAAACGGGAUGUGUGUCCUCACACUGGACAGCAUCAGCCUGCAGCACAGCGGCACGUACACAUGCAAAGCCACCAACGACCACGGGGACGCGCUCUGCUCUGCUAAAAUCACUGUAGUGGCCAGGACCACUUAGAUAGUUAAAUACAAAUUAACUAUCUGUUAAAUAUAUAUAUAUAUAUAUAUAUAUAUAUAUAUAUAUAUAUAUAUAUAUAGACACACACACACACACACACACAUACGUGCCUCACGGUCUCUGUCACUUUUUAUAUCCCUCUUUAUUCAACAGAAAUAUUCAUUUCUACACAAACGUUGGUUUCCUGUAACCCGUGGGCAUGAGGUUGUUGCACAAAAUGUCGAGUAUAUUUGAAAGUUAAUACAAUGUGAAUGCAAUGCUGAAAUUGUCAUUUGAAUAAGGUGUAAAUCCAUCACUGUCAUUUUGAUGUUUGAGAGCAGUUAUUAUUCACGCAUCCAUUUUGUAUCUUUUGCAUCCCACUUUGAGUUGUGUGACUUGUUUGUGCAAUGUGAUCAACAUGUAACAUGUGGCUUAAAAUAAAUAAAUACCCGGUAAUAUAUUCAUAAA